GCUCGUGUGUAUACAUACAUAAAAAAAUCAGAUUCUUUGCUGUCGGAAUCUGAUCUAAGUGGAGCAAUGGACAAGGUGAUGAGAAUGGCGUCGGAGAAAGGCGUGGUGAUAUUCAGCAAGAGCUCGUGUUGCCUGUGCUAUGCUGUCCAGAUCCUGUUCCGAGAUCUGAGGGUUCAGCCGACCAUCCACGAUAUCGACAAUGACCCCGACUUCCGCGAGAUUGAGAAGGCCCUCGUCCGCCUCGGCUGCUCCACCGCCGUCCCCGCCGUCUUCGUCAGUGGCAAGCUCGUUGGCUCCACCAACGAAGUCAUGUCCCUCCACCUCAGUGGCUCCCUCCUCCCCUUGAUCAAACCCUAUCAGUCUGUCCACAACUAAGCCCUUGUUUACGUAGCGAGCUAGCGAGAGCGAUGAUUAAUAACAAAACAUUUGGAACACGUGCCUCGUAAAUUACGUAUCAGAAACCCUAGCCCGCCCACGAGCUCUUGUCUGAAAUGUGUAUUUCUUGUUAUAGCUAUGCUUAUCUCAGCCGUCUAGUAUUUAGCUUGCUUGGUUGUGUCUAAUUAAUUAGGGCGUGUCUAAUUAGCCAGAUUCUGUGCCUGAUCUUAACCAGUACGUACUUGUACUGGUGAUGUGUGUUAAUCUACCAUCUUAACGAAAGAAAUGUUUAACGGAUC
Tarenaya hassleriana is the source of this 674-nucleotide messenger RNA. RefSeq names its product glutaredoxin-C14-like. The record is from RefSeq and is a predicted model, not a curated record. Gene Ontology annotation, cellular component: nucleus; cytoplasm. Lineage: Eukaryota; Viridiplantae; Streptophyta; Magnoliopsida; Brassicales; Cleomaceae. The transcript has a single exon. Bases 67 to 375 code for a protein of 102 amino acids.